Molecule: messenger RNA, 1792 nt
Organism: Neurospora crassa OR74A
Lineage: Eukaryota; Fungi; Ascomycota; Sordariomycetes; Sordariales; Sordariaceae
Product: RNA processing factor 1
Exons: 4
Coding region: 139-1422 (427 amino acids)
Biological process (GO): maturation of 5.8S rRNA; maturation of LSU-rRNA
Cellular component (GO): preribosome, large subunit precursor; nucleolus
Molecular function (GO): rRNA primary transcript binding
Source: RefSeq, a predicted model, not a curated record
CCGUCAGGUAGAGGUAGCAACAACUGCCCAGCAUCACGUCGAAGUUUGAACUGUGACCUGGAGAAUUGAUCCUACCCUACAAUUUUGACACCGCGACAACCACUAAUCCCACCGCCGUGUUACCACAUCGUAGCCGAUAUGCCGUCCGGUAACAAGGGCAAAAACCGCUCCGGCGGAUCGCUGUCGCUCAAGACCUCCAACAAGAUUGUCAGAAAGCAAUUAUACGUCAAGCAAAAGAAGGAGCAGGGAAAGGAACGCCAUGAGGAGCGUCACCGCCGGAGGAAGGAGGAGGCCAAGGAUCCCAAACUCAGAGAAGAGCGCCUCGCAAACAACCAACCCUUGACCAUUGAGAGGAAACGCGUGUGGGAUGACGUUGACGACGACAGCCUGGGCGUCGCUGUGGAUGUUGCCGAGCUCAAGAGGAGGCGCUUGGAGAAGGAGGAGGCCGAGGCCGCCAGGCUAGCCGAUGGAGUCACGGAGGAGGAUGAGGAGAAGGACGACGAUGCCGAUUCUAUGUUGGACUCGGACGAGGAGGGUGACGACGACGACGAAGAUGCCGAGGAGCGCAUCGAGAGACUCAGACAGGAGCGUGCGCAGAGGAAACCCAGCAUCGCUCCCUCGACCACGUCGACAAAUCUAGACAUGACUCCCGACUCGCUCACACGACAAUUUCCCAAUCUCUUCAACGAGGAACCCCCAGUCGACCCCAAGAUUCUGGUCACCACCCAUUUGAACGGCACCAUUCACAAGGAGGCGGAGGACAUUGCUGCCAUCUUUCCCAACAGCACGUACAUCAGACGCAGUGCGCACGCGUAUGGACACAAGUAUAGUGUUCGCGAGAUCGCAAAGUUUGCCAAGAACCGUGGAUACACGAUUCUCAUGAUUGUCGGCGAAGAUCUCAAGAAGCCUAGCUCCCUGACCGUCAUCCAUCUCAACGGCGAAGAUGUUGCCCCUGGUCCUUCGUUGACAUACACCAUCCGGAACUACCUGCCUGGAAAGGCUCUCCUUGGCCACGGUAACCCUACAAACCACUACCCCGAGCUUCUCCUCAAUGGAUUCAAGACCCCUCUCGGUAUCCUCGCCGCUAAAUCCAUGCACACCAUGUUCCCUCCCAGGCCCGAGCUUUCGGGUCGCCAGGUCGUGACAUUGCACAACCAGCGUGAUUACAUCUUCUUUCGCCGCCACCGCUACGUCUUCCGCGAGGCCCGCACGACGGAGAAGAACGUGGUUACUGCGGAGGGCAAGGAGAUGGAGGGUAUGCAGGGUAUCCGUGCUGGUUUGCAGGAGAUUGGACCCAGAUUCACUCUCAAGCUUCGUAGAGUGGAUAAGGGUAUCGGUCGGGCUGGCAGCGAAGGAGAGGAUGCUUUGAAGUGGGAGUGGAAGGCCAAGAUGGAGAAGGUUCGCACGCGCUUCAACCUCUAAGGGGGCUGAUCAUGAUAGUAGUAUUGGUGAUACCCUUCUUUCAGUAUGCCAUCGUCUCUGUUGGCACUGGAGAGUAUUUGUCUUGUUCAAAGUGUGUAUGUGGCGUUAUCGGUUCACAAAAGGGUUUGGGAGGAAGGCAUGAUUCAUCAACAUCAGGUCACUAUGACUGUACUUCAAGACUACCUAUUUUCUGUGCAUGUACCGCCGGUUUCCUCUCCCUUUCUACGAUUUAUGACCAGCCUUCUUGGCUUCCUCCUUGAGCAUAGCCACUGGAUAUCUAACCCAGCAACGAAAUCUCAGCCAUUCUGCUCAGUAUCAUCGGCAAGAGAAGCUGGAGAUGCCGCCGAGUUGCGGUGAUAGUGGGCGAUCC